AUGGAGGUAACGCCAGAUGCAGGUCACCAGUUGGCGGACGCAGCCCUGACGCUCGCGAAGCAGUUCCCACACUGGAAGCAGCCCUUGGCAGCCGCUGAGUUUGCGAGAAGGCCAGAUCUUCUCAAGGUGGAUAUCGAUCAGGCCGAUUGCGAAGUCUUAUGUCCUUUGCUGGAAAUUUUCGAGCCGCUAGUGCUACAUCUUGAGAUCAAUCCUUUGUUUCCGCCACCUGUUGUCUACCGAGAACAUUGGCGUGGAAGGAAUUCCACGCUGCCAUUGGAGACGUCUCACCACUUGAUCGGCUGCUCGUUGCAAGCCAUGAUCGAGUGUACCCGCAGACGUUGGGGUGCUCGAGCGGAGCCAGAAGCUUAUUGGCUUCACCAUGUGGAGUUUGAAAACGCGGUGCUGGUCCAUCCAGAUGCCGUCAGUGUGCUGCCACAGUUCCAGCAAUCUCCGCCAUCUCAAAGUGAUGCUGAGAUCCUGGAUUUGUAUGUGGCCGGUUAUUUUUGUCAUCCCCUGCGUGGAAUUCUCUCCAUGCGCGAAACUCUGGCAGAGUAUGACUUCCGCGCAUGGAUGGAUCCUUCGCUAUCCCUGAAGCAGAAAGGGGGGCGGAUGUGGAGAUUCUUGCAGCGCGAAUGGAAGAAAGUGAUGCCCAAGCUACCGAAGAGCGAGGCGUUGCCACGGCGGCUUCCCUACACUUUGAGCUGGGAGAAAAAAG
Cladocopium goreaui is the source of this 715-nucleotide messenger RNA. Lineage: Eukaryota; Dinophyceae; Suessiales; Symbiodiniaceae. The record is from the annotation of a GenBank genome assembly.